AUGGUUUACUGGGGCUGCUCCGGCACGCGGUUUCUAGUGGACACUGGCGCUGAGGUGUGCGUCAUUCCAGCAUCCGCUGACGACAUUCGACGCUGCGCACCUCUUAACACCCUGCAAGCCGUCAACGCAACACCUAUCACCACGUUCGGCGAGAAACUCGUGACCCUGAAUCUCGGGCUACGACGCGUUUUCCGUUGGGUCUUCAUCCUCGCCAAGGUCCCCCACGCCAUCCUGGGAGCUGACUUCUUGGCCCACUUCGGCCUACUUGUUGACAUGAGCCGCCGCCGUUUGAUAGACACCACCACUAACUUGUCUGUUCAGGGCGCCGUUGUUUCAACGCAUACCAUCGGACCAACCCUCCGGCGGCCGCCACCUCAAACACCGUACGAGGCCGUUCUUCAAGACUUUCCGGCGCUUACUCAACCCCCUAACUGGAAGUUGCCGGUCCAGCACGACGUCGUGCAUCACGUCGUGACCACCGGGCCGCCUGUGCAUGUUCGCCCUCGCCGCUUGGCCCGGAGAAGCUGA
This is a messenger RNA of Ornithodoros turicata, 528 nucleotides long. RefSeq lists its product as uncharacterized. The transcript has a single exon. Bases 1 to 528 code for a protein of 175 amino acids. Lineage: Eukaryota; Metazoa; Arthropoda; Arachnida; Ixodida; Argasidae. The record is from RefSeq and is a predicted model, not a curated record.